This is a messenger RNA of Maylandia zebra (zebra mbuna), 3132 nucleotides long. NCBI's taxonomy places the organism in Eukaryota, Metazoa, Chordata, Actinopteri, Cichliformes, Cichlidae. The record is from RefSeq and is a predicted model, not a curated record.
AUGACGAGGUCCCACGCUGUAGAUAAUGCAGGUUUAAUAUCAUCUUCAGUCUUUCUGUGGAUGAUCCCCAAAAUGUGGGCCAUGUUCAAGAAUGGGCUGGAUACAUCCGACCUACACCUGUCUCCUUUUGAUGUAGCAGACAUUAGCGCAAAAAGGCUCCAGAGGCUAUGGAAUGAAGAAGUGGCAAGGAGAGGCUUGGAGAAUGCCUCACUGAUUCGGGUGACUCUUCGUUUUCAAAGAACUAGACUGAUUCUGUCCGCCCUCGUUUCCAUUCUUGCCAUGGUGGCGGCCUUUUUGGGGCCGGCGGUCGUCGUUUAUAAGAUCUUAGACUACGUUUGCGACCCAGGAGAAACCAGUGGUGUUGGUUUGGCCUUUGCUUUGUUCACCACAGAGUUUCUCAAAACUUCCAUGAUAUCCUUGCAGUGGGCAUUAACACUGCGUACGGCCAUCAGACUGAAAGGUGCCUUAUGCUCUUUGGGCUUCCAGAAAGUCACAUCUCUGCGAGUACUUGGCGACAUGUCAAACGGAGAGAUUCUUAAUAUUUUGACAAAUGUUGGACACAAUGUUUUUGAGGCAGUUGUGAAUGGGAGCUUUGUGAUGUCCACCCCUGUACUCUUUGUUGCGGGCAUUUGUUAUGCCUGGAACAUUCUGGGCUACACUGCAAUUAUUGGAGUCCUCAUCUACGUCAUCUGUAUUCCCAUUGAGGCUUUUACUGUUGUUGCCAUCUUCACCUCCAUGAGGUUCACCUUUGCUCUCAUGCCGAUUGCUGUGAAGGCCCUCACUGAUGCUUUUGUGUCACUAAAACAACUUAGGAAAAUCUUACUCAUCCAGAAUCCUGAGCCUUACCUGACGCAGAUAGCAGGCAGUAAUUCUGCUGUAGUGAUGAGAAAUGCUACACUUUCAUGGACCAAACGCAGCCAGUCAGAGUCACCGCCCAGAGCAGCUAAUGAGGUGACGGAACACAAUAUGGACGUGCCUUCUCCGAAUGAAAAUGUUGAGACCUUACCAACCCUCAGAAACAUCUCUUUUACACUACCCAAGAUGUACCUUCUUCAGGGCUCCAUCACAGCUGAUGGGACAUUUGCGUACGUUUGCCAGCAGGCCUGGAUUUUUCAUGGAACUGUUCGAGAAAAUAUUCUCAUGGGGGAACCUUUUGAUCAGGCCAGAUAUGACAGAGUUGUGGAUGUCUGUAGCCUCAGAGCUGACCUAAGCAUCCUGCAAUAUGGUGACCAAGCUGAAAUUGGAGAGCGGGGUCUAAAUCUAUCAGGGGGACAGAAGCAGAGAAUCAGCCUGGCAAGAGCGGUCUAUUCCAACAGGGACAUUUUCCUCCUUGAUGACCCACUAUCUGCUGUUGAUGCUUAUGUGGGGAAACACAUUUUUGAAGAAUGUAUAAAGAAAGAGCUGAGAGGAAAAUCCAUCAUACUGGUUACACAUGAGCUCCAGUAUUUGGAGUUCUGUGAUGAGAUCCUGGUUCUGGACAAUGGAACAGUAUGGGAGUCUGGAAACCACAGGGAUCUGAUGAGAGCCAAUGGACGCUAUACUCAGCUCAUCAGUACCUACCAGAUGGAAGAGUCCAAAGCCAAGAAAAAGAAAGCUGGGGACAUGGCACUAGCAUCAUUUAUUGAUGGCCAGUUGGAAGAGAUUGACCUCAGACAUUGUGCAAGCACUGGCACUGAGAAUCCUGGAUCCACAGUCUUCAGCAAUUGGUGGUUUAGCUUCUGGAUGGCAAGUGGUGAUGGGGUUAUUUAUGCUGCAACAGUGGUUGUCAUUGUUGUACUUUCCAUUGUGAAAUCCAUAAUCUACACUUAUUUCACCUUGAAGGCCUCCUGCAAAUUCCAUGACAUGCUGUUCAAAAAGAUUAUUGAUAGUCCAAUGAGUUUCUUUGACACAACUCCAACGGGCCGACUUCUAAAUCGUUUCUCUAAAGAUCAAGACGAAGUGGAAACUGUCCUUCCUCUUGUCAUGGACUCUUUCUUACAGUGUUCUCUACUCGUCGCAUCCACAGUUGUUGUCAUCUCAGUUAUUUUCCCCGCCAUGCUUGUAGUUGGAGUUAUUAUGGCAGCUUUUCUUGCCUUCACUGUCUUUGUAUUCCAGAGGAGUAUACGUCAUAUGAAGAAUCUAGAAAACAUCAGUCGCUCUCCAUGGUUUUCUCUAACCACCUCAACUUUGCAUGGCCUCAGCACCAUCCAUGCCUAUAGUAGAAGAGACAGCCUUAUAGAACAGUUCAAUAUCUUGACUGAUAUCAACUCCAAAUACCUUUUCAUGUUUAAUGCUGGCACACGUGCAUUCGCCUUCUGCCUGGAAUUAAUGGCUGCUACUACGACGCUGUUUGUGGCUCUCUUUGUAGUGCUCAGCAGUAAUGACUUAAUCAGUCCAUCCUUGAAAGGCCUCGCGAUAUCCUAUUCCUUGCAGGAUUGUAGGUCUGAGGCUCCCAGGCAUGUUAAGGAGACUCAGAUCCCACAGGACUGGCCUAGCAGUGGGGGCAUCACCUUCGUAGACUAUAAGAUGAGGUACAGAGAGAAUGCACCAAUUGUGCUGAACGGUAUUGAUUUCCACAUUCAACCUGGAGAGAAGCUGGGGAUCGUGGGAAGGACUGGCUCUGGAAAAUCGUCUUUAGGAGUAGCUCUAUUUAGACUUGUGGAGCCUGCAGCAGGAACCAUACUGAUAGAUGGGGUGGACAUCAUGUCCAUUGGCCUGCAAGACCUGCGUAGCAAAUUGUCUGUGAUUCCUCAGGACCCUGUGCUAUUUGUUGGUACAGUCAGGUACAACUUGGACCCCUUUAAUAAAUACACUGAUGAGGAGAUCUGGGCAGCGCUCGAGAAGAGCUACAUGAAGGACUCGAUCUCAAAGCUGGAGGGGAAGCUUGAAGCACAUGUUAUGGAGAAUGGAGAAAACUUCUCUGUAGGCCAGAGACAGCUGAUCUGUAUGGCUAGAGCUUUACUCCGUAACUCCAAGAUCAUUCUUUUGGAUGAAGCCACUGCCUCCAUAGAUGCAGAGACAGAUGCUCUGAUCCAAAACACCAUCCAAGAAGCCUUACGUAAUAGCACUAUGCUCACAAUAGCUCAUCGGCUCAGCACUGUGAUGCAAGCAGAUCGUAUUCUGGUCAUGGACAAUGGACAGAAAUGCAAGUAA